Messenger RNA from Emiliania huxleyi CCMP1516, 1821 nucleotides. RefSeq lists its product as hypothetical. The transcript has 2 exons. Lineage: Eukaryota; Haptophyta; Isochrysidales; Noelaerhabdaceae. The coding region runs from base 1 to 1821 and encodes 606 amino acids. Gene Ontology annotation, molecular function: oxidoreductase activity. The record is from RefSeq and is a predicted model, not a curated record.
AUGCUCGCCAUCUCGGCCUUCGCCUACUCGCCAGCUGCGACCGUGGACGUCGACGUGUUUGGCGAGGCGGCCUGCCCCGACACCCGCGAUUUUGUGCUCGGCCCGCUCGCAAGAUUGGCCGAUGCGCUCGGCACCACAGCCAGCGUGAGGUACACCUCGUUCGGCAACGCGUACUUCUUCGCGCCAUGCGCUGGUGCCGUGGUGGCUCCGCCUGGCUGUGACUCGUCCGCGUCCUGCCGAUUCAACGCGACGACGCGCGACUGCUGGUUCUCCACGUGCGGGUUGGGCGCCGCACGGCCGCCCGACGCCUGCUUCAAGGGCUCACCACGCUGCCAGCACGGCGCAGCUGAGUGCCUCGCCAACCGCGUCACGCUGUGCGCCGGGACUUCCCUCCCGUUCGUCUCGUGCUACUUUCGGGCGCUCGGCAGCGAGUGGGCGGCCGGCUCGCCGAGUACCGCUGUGCUCGCCGUCGGCAGGCGAUGCGCCUUUGCCUCGGUGGGUGCGGGCUGGGCUGGGAUCUACUCGGCCUGGCGCGUCGCCGUCGACGCAAAGGCCAGGGACCCGACCACGGUGUGCGUGUUUGAGGGCUCGCCGCGCUUCGGCGGCAGGACGUUCACGGUGCGCGGCGACGCGGCGCUGUUCGGGCUCAACAUCGACAUCGGUGCGUACCGCUUUGCAUUCGAGCAGCACUUGCCCGCCGACCUCCUCCGCGGCCCGCUCCGACUGCCGACGGCCUGCUACAUCCCCUCGUGCGAGCGCGAGCCGCUCGACGGCAACCUCACCCUCCACAAGCUGAUGGACCCGCGCCUGAACAGCUCCGCCGGAUACGGCACCGCGCUUGACGUGAUGGUGGCGGAGCUGAGGGCCGCGGGGGCGCAUCUGCAGCUCCACAAGGAGCUCGACGCCGUCCACGCCCACCCUCGACCCACGGGCGCGGUGCUGAGGUGGAAGGACGGCGGCAGCACCGUCGCGGACAGCGUGCUGCUCAACCUCCCCCGCCACGCGCUGAACCGCCUCUCGCGCGACUCGCUCCUCUUCACCGACGGACGCCCCCUCGCUCGCGCGCUUUACAACUGCAGCCGCGAGACGUCGCAAGCGAACUACUCGGCCGAGGCGUCCGUCAAGGUGUACCUCGUGUACGAGGACGCGUGGUGGCGCACCCGCCUCGGCCUCGUGCAGGGAGAGGUGCACGCGCCGUCGGACCCGCCAAUGUACAUCCGGUAUCACGACGGGCCUGUCCGCUGCGGAGAGGGUGCCGCCCCCGCGUGUGCGGGUGCGUUGCUGGUGCAGUACGCGCACUCUCUCGAGGCAGGCGGCGGCUUCUACAUGCCGUUCCGUGCGAGCAAGUCGACGCCUCUCACGGUGCUGCGCGGCGAGGCGUCCGAGCUGCCCGGGCUGCUGCACCGCAAGCUGCUGCAGAUGCACGCUGCACGGCUCGCCGACGCCGGUAUCGACCCUCGCUCCCUCGCCGAGCCGGCGGCGGUGGUGCUCGGCUUCUGGCCGCACGCGCGCGACGAGAUCCUCCACCCCGCUCCCGACCCGCUCUCCUUCUCCACCGCCCAUGGCGCGCUGCCCCAAUGCCUGCACGGCGUCACCUCCGCCUCCUACUCGGAGGCGACGCGCCAGCCCGUCGUUGGCCGCUCCCUCUCGGUCGCCAACAAUGACUGGUGGCUCGAAGAGAGCUCGGUCGAUCUCAUCGCGCCGUACUGGGCAGAGGUCAGCUUGCGCGUAGCCGAGCGCGUCCUCCACGACCAGCUUGGCCUGGCUAGGCCGGCGUGGCUAAACGCGGCGUACUAUCGCAAGAGUGUGCUCGGGAUUUGA